AUGGCUGACCUCCUCCACAAAGCGAUAAGAGCUAUGUCCAUUGGUGAUGAUGAAGAGCCCCUUACCCUACCUGAUGAACCCUGUUUCCGUGUCAUUGAUGAGAAUGAAACUAGUAUCCUGGGCCGCUUGCUGAACCCCGAAUGUCAGUCCAUGGCUCGAAUGAUAGACUAUAUGCCUACACCGUGGCGUGUUUACGGUCGUGUUCGAGGGAUUGCUCUCUCGAAAGACAGGUUCCAGUUUGUUUUCCAGCGAGAGGAAGAUCUACAGACGGUCCUCAAAGAUAGACCCUGGUCUUAUAAUCAUUGGGCUAUGGCUUUGGAGAGAUGGACAGCUAACCAUCCUGAUGACUUCCUCAAAACGAUGGAUCUGUGGAUUCGAAUUAGGCAUAUUCCAGUGGAGUUCUUCACUACUGAUACUAUGUACCGCCUGGCGUCAGAGGUUGGAAAAGUUGAUGUUAUUGCUUACGAUCCUAAGGUCUCCCAGACUAAGGACUACAUCAGAGCCAAAGUUUGCUUCAACCUGGAUAACCCGGCCAAGGCAUUCAGAAGAUUGAACCUCAAGUCUGGUGGGACAUGCCCACUUUUGCGUAGAGGUGGUGUAAAGGAGAAACAAAUAUCUAAUGACCGAGAGGCAUUGCCUGAGCCUCGUCCUAAUCUUCCCAUUGUGAGAGCUUCAUUACUGGAUGAGGGCCCUCCUGGUUUUCCUCCCAUGUUUCCGGAGCUUUCAAAGCAAGACCAAAAAAUGGCUAUGAUGUAUAUCUCACAUGCUGAUGAGACAGAACGCAGAGCUAGAAUCGAAAGAGUCAAGCAAGGUAUUGAUGAUAGUGCUGCUGAAGCUUCGGUCCGUAUCACUCGGAUUACCAAUGAGCUAGACAAAAGAAAAGGCCAUGUUUUCUCUUAUCAAGACGAUACAUUGGUCUCUAAGAAACAGAGACCCCUCUUACUUGGAGCUUACUCAGAAGGCUAUGCUCAAUCUCUGGAGGAAGGUGAGGCUGAUUCUUCGGCUACAAAUGUUUCCUUUACGUCUGCUCCCACUGCGGUUCUGACGGGUUUUCAGCUUGGCCCUUCCUCGGGAGGGCGAGUCUCCGGGAAUCAAAAUGCCAGCAAGACCCAAAGGAAGAGGCCUCCGUCCUGGAAGAGGAAACCCAAUACCAGUCGUGCUCAGGCUUCUUAUCCUGCUCCUUCUCAACACCUGAACAAGACCCUACGGUGGCUUCCGUAUUGA
Molecule: messenger RNA, 1224 nt
Organism: Brassica rapa (field mustard)
Lineage: Eukaryota; Viridiplantae; Streptophyta; Magnoliopsida; Brassicales; Brassicaceae
Source: RefSeq, a predicted model, not a curated record